Messenger RNA from Neoarthrinium moseri, 738 nucleotides. RefSeq lists its product as uncharacterized. The transcript has 2 exons. The record is from RefSeq and is a predicted model, not a curated record. NCBI's taxonomy places the organism in Eukaryota, Fungi, Ascomycota, Sordariomycetes, Amphisphaeriales, Apiosporaceae. Bases 1 to 738 code for a protein of 245 amino acids.
AUGCCCAGCAAGAGAGCACGCGGAGCCUCGGAGGAGUCCGACGAGGACUACAACCCCGACGAGAGCGACGUCGAGCCCCCCAAGCCUGCCCCGCCCCCCAAGAAGAAGCAGAGGCGAACCAAGGAGACAACCACGCGCCCCGAUCGACUUCAGUCGGUUAUGAUGAUCGGAGGAGCUCCGAGAUGGUUGUGCGAUCAUCCGAACAGUGGCGGCCAGGCAUGCAAGUCGACUACGAAGCCUGAUGACCACAGCAUCAGCUCUCACAUCGCCAAGUUCCACAAGGACGACUCGGCAUACUUGGAGAACAAGAAGCGUGGUGUUCAGGAUUGCCCCUUCUGCGACCUUACGAAGCAAACUGGGGAUGCCCGCUUCGCCAACUUCCUUUCGUACCAGCAGCACGUGCGAGAGACCCAUUCUACCCUCGGCAAUUCCCAGCAUCUCAAAGAUGCGCUUCACGAGAAGGCCCUAGCCAAGGGCGACGAGAGCAGCGCCUGGUUCAAGGACGCUGGCAAGACUUCUCUGUUCUCUAAGGCGCCCAGAACCACCAAGAGUGGCAAGGAUGACGAGGAGACCGACUCGGAGGAUCCUGAUGGCGACUAUGUCGACUGUCGCGAUGAUGAGCCUGACUACGGUCCCAACGGCCCUGGUGGCGCUGGCGGUCCUGGUGGUUCUGGCGGUCCCCCUCCCGGUGGUUCCAUCCCCCCGAUUCCCAACCAGGUCGUCGACUCCUGCGCCUAA